UCAACAAAAAGUAUUAUUGAGUGUGUGUGCGCGUGUGUGCCACUGCCCGUCGUGGUGCAACCGUUCAGUGUUCGUUUCUUUUCAUCGUCGUUGAGUAGUAGCCUACAACUUCAUCAACUUUUGGGAGGUCCCAGAUCGACAUCAAUUGAUAUGGAUCAUGGACAUCAAAUGGAUAUUGAGAAGCUGCGGAUGGCAGGCGCGGGGAAAGCCAUCGCCGUUCUGACAAGUGGAGGAGAUGCGCAAGGUAUGAAUGCUGCCGUUCGUGCGGUCGUUCGGAUGGGCAUAUAUGUUGGCGCCAAAGUCUACUUGAUCUAUGAGGGGUACCAAGGACUUGUGGAUGGAGGAGACCACAUCAAAUUGGCCAACUGGCAGAGUGUGACAAACAUAAUUCAGUUGGGUGGCACAGUGAUUGGCAGCGCCCGCUGCAAGGCCUUCACCACGCGGGAGGGUCGCCUGGCCGCCGCCUUCCACCUGGUCCAGAGGGGCAUCACCAACCUGUGUGUGUGCGGGGGCGACGGCAGCCUGACGGGGGCCAACAUCUUCCGCACAGAGUGGAGCGAUCUACUGGCUCAGCUGGUGAAAGAGGGGAGAAUCACCGAUUCCCUGGCCCAGCAGUACACCCACCUGAACAUCGUGGGUCUGGUGGGCUCGAUUGACAAUGACUUCUGUGGCACGGACAUGACCAUCGGGGCCGACUCGGCCCUCCACAGGAUUAUGGAGAUCAUAGAUGCCAUCACCACCACCGCUCAAAGCCAUCAGCGCACGUUCAUUCUGGAGGUGAUGGGUCGUCACUGUGGGUACCUGGCCCUGGUGUCUGCCCUGGCGUCGGGUGCUGACUGGCUGUUUAUCCCUGAGGCGCCCCCUGAGGAGGGCUGGGAGAACCACAUGUGCGAACGCCUGGGGGAGAGCCGCAGCAAAGGCUCCAGGCUGAACAUCGUCAUCAUGGCCGAGGGGGCUAUCGACAAACAUGGCAACCGAAUCUGCUCCGACUAUGUGAAAGAUCUGGUGGUGAAGAGGCUGGGCUAUGAUACCCGGGUGACCGUCUUGGGCCACGUGCAGCGGGGGGGCACCCCCUCUGCCUUCGACCGCGUGCUGAGCAGUAAGAUGGGUGUGGAGGCGGUGGUGGCUCUCCUGGAGGCUACACCAGAGAUCCCCGCCUGUGUCAUCGGGCUGUCGGGUAACCAGGCCAUACGCCACCCACUCAUGGAGUGUGUCAACAUGACAAAGGAAGUACAGAAGGCCAUGAAUGAGAAACGCUUUGAUGAGGCAAUCCAGUUACGUGGAAAGAGUUUUGAAAACAACUGGAACACGUACAGGCUUCUGGCUCACCAGAAACCAGCUCAGUCCAAAAGUAAUUUCUCCAUGGCCGUGGUGAAUGUUGGGGCGCCGGCAGCAGGUAUGAACGCAGCGGUGCGCUCGGCUGUCAGGGUCGGCCUCGCCCAAGGACAUCGUGUCUACGCCAUCCAUGAUGGCUUUGAGGGACUCGCGAAAGAUGCAGUGUUUGAGAUGCACUGGCACGAUGUGGCGGGUUGGACAGGCAGAGGAGGGUCAAUACUGGGAACCAAACGCACUCUUCCUAAUUCGUGCAUGGAGAAGAUCAUUGAGAACUUGAACAAAUACAACAUCCAGUCCCUGCUUAUUGCUGGAGGAUUUGAGGCCUAUGAGGGAGUGCUUCAGCUGGUGGAGGCUCGUAAGCACUACGAUGCGCUCUGCAUCCCCAUGUGUGUCAUCCCCGCCACAAUCAGUAACAAUGUCCCUGGCACUGACUUCAGCCUCGGAGCUGACACCGCCGUCAAUGCCGCCAUGGAGAGCUGUGACAAGAUUAAGCAGUCUGCCACGGGUACCAAGCGCAGAGUGUUCAUCGUAGAGACAAUGGGAGGAUACUGUGGUUACCUAGCAACCACCACAGGCAUCGCCGUGGGAGCAGAUGCUGCGUAUAUCUACGAGGAGAAAUUUAACAUCCACGACCUGAAAAUGAAUGUGGAGCAUCUUACUGAUAAGAUGAAGAAUGACAUCCAGAGAGGCUUGGUGCUGAGGAAUGAGAAAUGUAACGGCCACUACACCACUGACUUCAUUUACAACCUGUACUCAGCUGAGGGGAAGGGCAUUUUCGACUGUCGGGUCAAUGUCCUGGGACACUUACAGCAGGGUGGCGUUCCUACUCCCUUUGAUAGAAACUUUGGCACCAAACUGGGUGUGAAGUCUGUUCUCUGGGUUACAGAGAAGAUGAGAGACACCUACAGGCACGGCCGUGUGUUUGCGAAUGAUCCUGAUUCUGCGUGUGUGAUCGGCAUGAACAGGAAGGUGAUGGCUUUCAGCCCUGUAACCGAUCUGAAGAGCCAUACUGAUUUUGAGCAUAGAAUGCCCAAGGAGCAAUGGUGGCUGAACCUUCGCCUGAUGCUCAAGAUGCUGGCUAAGUACCAGACUAACUUUGAGGAGUAUGUCACCGGCGAGAUUGAACACGUCACACGCCGCACUCUGAGCAUGGAGACUGGAUUCUAAAAGCAUUGUCCCCUCUCGUCCCACAGAGGGAGCUAGCGAGUUGCUAUCACCAGACCCUUUGAUGAUAAUCCAGUUUCCCAACCUUUUUCCUUUUGCCCUAGGACUGUAUGACACACCUUGAGUACCCCCUCACAUAUGCUCUAUGUCUCUUCCUCUGUCCUAAUGUGACUACAGUGGGGCUACACACCUUUGUUAUUGUCAUUUUCUUCCACGUACUCCUUUUGUUUGAGAAACACUGCUAUAAUCAACGGCUCUGACUAUUGAUGGAUAUUUGCUAUCUGAAAACAGAAUGUACCUGUAUUCCCCAUUACAUUUUUUCUAGCACAAUCCCCUUAAGAUUUUAGUCCAAAUUGUCUUUUAAACUGUAGCAGUCUGCGUCUCUGAACAUGACACCACCAGAUGACUUUUGGAAGCCACUGAACACAAUCAGUUCAUCAGUAAUUUUUUGCUGUUGAUGUACAAGUGUAGUAUUAAUGUACUGUAUUUAGAAUUGUUAUGUUUGUUGUAUUAAGUUUCCUAUGUUUAGAGUAUUUGGUCAUGUCAUUUGGUAAGAAUAUCGGUGCCUUUGUAACUCAUGUCGUUUGUCAGUGUUACUGAGACAUCAUGAUGAAAUUAAUCUUUUACUCAAAGAGGAAUAUCCUACUGUUUACAACAGCACACCUUUAACACACAUUUCACUCAAUUAUGUUCAGCCAACACAUGUCUUUGUAAAGAUCUUUCUCUCUUAUUUAGGGUCAUAUGCAUGUUAACUGCAAUUCAUACGUUUAAAAGUUGUGUUUUAUUAAUACGGUUAAAGCCAUCUCUGAAUCACAUGCCUCAAGCUUUAACUGACCCUGUGACUUAACAAUCAGUCUGUGACAAAGGAAUGUGUGUGGACCAACACAUGCAUGCAACAGACCUUCGAACUGCCAAGGGAAAAAAAAACAAGCAAAAGAAUAAACUCAAGUUUUUGAUAAAGUUUCUCAAGGUAGUAAUAUAGAGUAGGCCUAUGUUAACAAAACAAAUGCCAGGGGCUGUGACUGCACUAUGGAAUCUCCUGUCCUUCAACUGCCAUCCCCUGACCUAGUUCAGGAAAAAGUAUUUUGCUAAUCUGUUAC
Molecule: messenger RNA, 3599 nt
Organism: Engraulis encrasicolus (European anchovy)
Lineage: Eukaryota; Metazoa; Chordata; Actinopteri; Clupeiformes; Engraulidae
Gene: pfklb
Product: phosphofructokinase, liver b
Exons: 22
Coding region: 151-2502 (783 amino acids)
Biological process (GO): fructose 1,6-bisphosphate metabolic process; canonical glycolysis; fructose 6-phosphate metabolic process
Cellular component (GO): cytoplasm; membrane; 6-phosphofructokinase complex
Molecular function (GO): monosaccharide binding; 6-phosphofructokinase activity; fructose-6-phosphate binding
Source: RefSeq, a predicted model, not a curated record